Messenger RNA from Tremella mesenterica DSM 1558, 1434 nucleotides. RefSeq lists its product as uncharacterized. The record is from RefSeq and is a predicted model, not a curated record. Lineage: Eukaryota; Fungi; Basidiomycota; Tremellomycetes; Tremellales; Tremellaceae. The coding region runs from base 1 to 1434 and encodes 477 amino acids. The transcript has 2 exons. Gene Ontology annotation, molecular function: protein binding.
AUGACUAAACCUAACUCGAACCGUCUUUCUAUCCCUCUUUUCCCUUCUUCUAACCCUUCCCCACGUAUUUCUCAUACACCUUCAAGCUCUUUAUCACUCCCUGGAAUUACUCCUUCCACCCCAACGACAAAAAUGGGAACAUCAGACAAGCCCGACAAACCGGAGAAGAUUGAAAAAUUGGAACGUCCUACCAAACCUCGAUCAGAUUCAUUAAUGUCUACUCGACCUGCUCCACCAUCACCAGCUUCAAGACCUUCUUCUCGUCCACCUUCACAAAUAUACUCUCCUCAUGUGAGUAGAGAUAGAUCGGGUUCGACCGGAUCGAGAGUUUUAAGAAGAGUUUCAGGUGCUUCUAGGAGAAGAUCAACUUUGUCAAAUAGUAUCGAACCUUCUUCUAAUCCCAUUCCUCCCACCACGACAAAAACCAUCAACACUACUUCUGGAGAAGAGAAUGUCGCUUCUACAUCUGAAAAUCGAAUGUCUGUUGGACCUUUAAAAAUCGGGGAAAGAUCGACUGGUUCUAUACCUGAGUUAACUGAAAAGUCCGAAACUCGACCUGAACAACCAUCAUCAUCAACACUUACAGUAGACGUGACUUCGGGGGAGUCGGUAAAGAUAAUGAAACAAGGAGAGGAAACGAAAGGUGGGAUUGGAGAAAAAGAUAAACAAGUUGAAAAAGGUAAACAAGUUGAAAAAGAAGAAAUCCGAUUCAAAAUCAUUAUAAAAGAUUACGCCUAUCCAACAUCUGAUAAUCGUCAUUAUGGUAUUUAUCCUUUACCACCACCACCAUCACGUGAAUCACGUCAAUCAUUAGGAGGUUGGAGAUUCCCAAACCCACUUUCUUCACCAAACAAAGAAGGUGAUAAAAAAUCUUGGAGUGGAUUCGGUCUUUUAAAUUGGAAAGGAUUUAGAAGAUCUUCUUCUUCCAACGAAAAUUCACCUGAUCCAAAUUCAAACGAUGAUGAACAAUUCGAUGAAAGUAUACAUCAUUUCGACGAGAAUGGUAAUGUUAUAAAUUUUGAUGGAUAUGAUUCAAACGGACAAGUAAACCUAGGAGGUGAUGAUGAUGAUGAUUUUGAAAUAAAUAAUACAUUAGAUGAUGAAGGUUAUUCUUUUUCUGAUGGUGAAGAAUUAGAAGAACCUUUUGGUUUAUAUAAAGCAAUGUACGAUUUCGUCCCUGAAGGUCCACAUGAAAUAGGUAUGAAAGAAGGUGAUUUGAUGGAUGUUAGAGGAUGGGGUGGUGGUGAAGGUUGGGUGGUAGUCGUUAUUAAAGAAAAUGAGAAUGAAGAGGAAAAAACAGGUUUGGUACCUGCUGGGUUUAUCGAGAAAGUCGAAGAAAGGACAAAAACUCCGAGUGAAAUGGGUAGUGGGGAAGGGUUGGUUGAUGAUCAAGGUGGUGUGAUGAUAAAUGAGGAGGAGGAAAGAAAGAAAUGA